This is a messenger RNA of Rubroshorea leprosula, 1275 nucleotides long. The record is from the annotation of a GenBank genome assembly. NCBI's taxonomy places the organism in Eukaryota, Viridiplantae, Streptophyta, Magnoliopsida, Malvales, Dipterocarpaceae.
AAGCAAUUAGUCCAUGGGUCUCAACUCCAUGGGUCUCAACUCUUUUCAAAUCAGUCUUUCAUGUUUUGAAUUUAAUCAAAUCAAUCCUUCAUGUUUUUGAAUUUAAUCAAAUCAGUCCAUUUAAUCUUUGUUUGUGCUUAUUGUGCAUACAUGUUCUUGAUUUUGUUCAUUUCAGUCCAAAAAUUAAAAAUGUUUCAAUUUGGUUUAUCUUUUUUUUUUAAAAAAAAAAUUGCUUAUUAAGACUUAAACAUAAACAUAAUGAAUAAGUUGAACUAAAACCCCAAUGUUAAAGUAUGCAACCGUGUUUAAACGGAGGAUUGUGAGGUGCGCGUAUAUCCUUCCUCACACCUAAUUGAACCCUCGAACCCCAAUCUCUGCGCAAACCUGUUUUUUAGGUGACUUGUCCUACCUUAUAAUUUGGACGAGUGGCGACUUAUUUUUCUUAUAUAUUUCACACUUCACUCACUUAAUGUUUUUAAGUUUAAGUGUGGUCGUCAACAGAUUGGCGACUCCACUGGGGAUCGAACUUGGAAUCUCUGGUUUCCAUAUUCUGGGUUCACGAGGGUUUAGCUAAUGCUUUACCUUGGGGGAAUUUUUCAACUUUUGAUUUUCUUUUCUCGUUGAGUCUUUGCUUGUCCUUGUUGCUUGUUGCAUGUGCUUGUUGAUUGUUGGCUUGUUGCUUUGGUGUUAGCUUCGGUGUUUGCUUCUGUUGUUUUGUUUUGAAUAGUUAUCUUGCUAUAUCUUGACAUGCAUCAUACCUUACUCAUAUGUUCAUCCAUCGUAUCAUCUCACAUGCUCAUGCAUCAUUGAUGUUACAUACUCAUUCAACAUGCACUAUGCUUACAUGCUUGCUUGCUUGUGUGUGGAUAUACUCACCUUUUACACUUGGCUAUGGAGUACUUAGUGAGUCUCUUCCCUCUUGUGCGAUUAUCUAUAUCUUGUUGCAUGCUAAGUGUUGAUUGCUUUGUGUUACUAACCUUUUGCAUUUGGCAUGGGAGUACUAGGUGAGUCCCUUCCUACUGUGUAAGUAGGUGUGUUUGUGGAUGCUAUAUAUAUUGAGUGUUUUAUAGCUUUAUUUGAUUUCUGUGGGAUAUAUGUUGCUAUUUUUGUGAUUGCCAUUGUGCAGAUCAUUGGAGUGUCAUGCCCUUUAAACACACUCACUCUCAUUUUGCAUUAGGUCCGUUUCAGAGGUGAACCCAACCUCUAGUCUGGAAUCCUAAUGAAUUUGUCUUGGAGGAGUAAUUCUUCCUGCUUUGAGGAGUAAGAUUGGUUCCC